CUAUAUCUAUAAAUAUAUACACAUGGGUACUGCAAGAGGAAGAAGAGAGGACAUAUUACGAGUAAGAAAUUGAAGCCAGAGAAAUCCUGAGUGUUGGAACUGAAGAGGAGGAAUUCCGGAGCUCUCAAUUAAGCAAUACAUAUAUGGAAAAAAGAUAAAUUGCAAUUGCUAGCGGAUUAUCCAGUUGUGAUGGAAAGCAUAGCCGGCUCCGUAGCUAGUGAAUUCACUGGAAAAGAACCAAAAUGCGAGUUAGCCAUUGACAUAUCACAAAUCAAUGAACCUGCAAAGUGGCCUGAGUGCUGCAUCUACAAAGUUCCCCACAAGCUUCGUAAGGUAAACGAAGAAGCCUACAUUCCUAAGCUAGUUUCAAUUGGCCCAUUUCAUCACACCCUACAACAAUUGACGGGCAUAAAACAGCAAAAAUUGAUAUAUUUUAAGGAAUUCUGUUUGCGGACUAAGAAGAGCCCAAAGGAUCUUGAGAGCAUCAUUGAAAAAGAAGAAAAACAAAUCCGCCAUUACUAUUCAGAGACCUUUCCUCAACUCGACGGAAAAGAGUUUGUGAAAAUAAUUCUAUUUGAUGCUAUCUUUAUCAUAGAGCUCUUCCUCAGGAAUUCUGAAAGCAAAAAAAAUGAUUAUAUAUUAAGUAAUGCGUGGCUAGAAUCACACAUAAAGCAGGACUUGAUAUUAUUGGAGAAUCAGCUUCCAUUUAAGUUUCUCAGAAAGUUAUACAAAUUUGCCAUCAAGGAAGAAAAAAUUAUAAUUACUCCAUUUCUUGAGCUUGCCUGUAAGUUCUUCUUCUCUGGUAAGCACCAAAUAGUCAAGGCCAAGAAAGUAAAACAUUUCACUGAUUUGCAGAGAACGUUUUACUGUCCUACGGAUUCAAAACCUAAUCCGAAAGAACAUACAGAACAUCUAAGAUAUACAGCCACAAAGCUUGACGAGGCAGGAUUGCAGUUCAAACCAUUAGUUGACAUAGAUUUGAGUAAGAAAUCCAUGCUUGACAUAAAAUUCUCUAAGGCUAAAUGCUUGGAAAGCUAUCCAUGCUUCAAUCUCUCAUGGCUCUUCUCUUGCUUACCAUGCUUGAAAUCCUAUUGCUGCUUUAAGAGUGUGCAGUGUUUUUUGAAAGUCCCACAACUUGUGAUAGAUGACCAAACUGAACCUCUUUUCCGAAACCUCAUGGCUCUGGAGCAGUGUCAUUAUCCAUCUGACACGUACAUCUGCAAUUAUGUUUUGUUGUGGGAUUGUCUUAUCACCACUAAAAAAGAUGUGUGUUUGCUCGUUGAUAAAAAGGUGAUUGUCAAUAGGCGCGGUAGCAGCAAAGCAGUGACUACUCUGAUCAACACACUUGGCCAUCAAAUUAUUGAAAGUGAAUCAUAUUACCACGAUCUCUACAAACAGCUUAAUGAGCAUUGUGAUAACUCUUGGAACCGUCUCGUGGCAUCCCUAACAAGUGUAUACUUCCGCGAUUUUUGGAGAGGCACUGCAACUAUUGCUGGAAUUUUUGUCCUUGGUUUUACUUUCGGGAACUUCCUUAGGCCUUUUGUCAUGAAGCAUUGAAACAUUUGUGAUUUUGUGUUUGUUAGAGUGCUUUGCUUUUAGUUCUACUAGAUUGCAUUUCAAUUUUGUAAUUAUUUUCAGCUUGUGAUAUGUUCUGUUAUUAGCACUAUGUCCUGAUGGAGUAUGUAUUUUAGAGAUUAGAAUUCUAUUCUCAGUUAUUAGCAUUAUAUCCUAUGAGAUAUCCUAAUGUCUUGUUCUUGUAUUGCCCGUUAUAUUAUUAGUUAAAUUAUUAAAUUCAUAA
Messenger RNA from Alnus glutinosa, 1798 nucleotides. RefSeq names its product UPF0481 protein At3g47200-like. Lineage: Eukaryota; Viridiplantae; Streptophyta; Magnoliopsida; Fagales; Betulaceae. The transcript has 2 exons. Bases 190 to 1557 code for a protein of 455 amino acids. The record is from RefSeq and is a predicted model, not a curated record.